Molecule: messenger RNA, 1577 nt
Organism: Branchiostoma floridae (Florida lancelet)
Lineage: Eukaryota; Metazoa; Chordata; Leptocardii; Amphioxiformes; Branchiostomatidae
Product: laminin subunit beta-2-like
Exons: 10
Coding region: 1-1569 (522 amino acids)
Source: RefSeq, a predicted model, not a curated record
AUGGUAUUUCUGGAGUGCCUCCCAUGCCUGUGCGACGUGGGGGGCUCCACCUCCCAAAACACCAGCUGUGACAUAUCCACGGGCCAGUGUGACUGCCGGCCCAACCUGCAGGGCCUACGCUGUAAUGAAACACAAGACUCCUACUUCCUACCGGGGAUGGACUUCCACCUAUUUGAGGCAGAGGAUGAAAACACAGAGACUAACUGUUCAGUGGUUACCACAGAGCUUCCUGAGACUGUACCAUUCACAGGCAGGGGGUUCGUGUCCUGUACUGGGAGUGCUGUGCUCACAUUCAAUGAUGUCGAGGUGGAACAAAAUUGGUUUUAUACUCUAGCACUGAGGCACACAGCUGACAACAACACAGCUCUGCCAUUAGCCUAUGUGGAGGUCAUCACCGUAGGGAGUUCAGAGGUCAAUGGGUCAUCUGUUGACGAUGGCAGCAUCCAAACGAAUGACAGCAUUGCAACAAACCUUACCAUGGAUGGAAACAGUACAGAAGAGGUUUCCAGCCCGUGCCCAUACAAAGCAGGCCCUGCCUACACCCAGAACAUUGCCCUAACAGGUGGACUCGGACAGGUGGCAGUGACCUCACCUGUACAGCUGGAUAGUCGCUGCAGGUACCAGGUGUCACUACACCUGGAUGGAGCGGGCACACCUGUGACGAUAGACUCUUUGUUGCUGAUGCCUGAUGUCACAAAGUCAGUUGUCUAUGAACUUGCAGACAACAACACAAAGGAACUGUAUCAGGACUGUGUGAGGAGUUCUGCCCCCCUCCCCCCUGGUGACCCUGCAAGCUCAGAGCAGUGCCAACUGAUGGUCUUCUCACUUAGUGCACAGCUGUAUGAUGGGGCCAGAGCCUGUGCCUGUGACCCAGUAGGCACAGUGGGAGGGUCAUCAGACUGCAGCACUGCAGGUGGGCAGUGCAGGUGUAAGCCAGGUGUGGGGGGAGCCAGGUGUGACACCUGCACACCCGGCUACCAUGGCUUCUCUUCAGAGGGUUGCACAGCUUGCAACUGUAGUGACCUUGGUUCCGUGCACUUUGUGUGUGACCUUGCAACAGGACAAUGUCCUUGUCACCCAGGGGUGUCCAAUGCAUCCAUGCCGAGUGCCCGUAACCUCACGGCAGAUCUGCAGUGCAGGAGCUGUCAACUGAAUUACUUUGGAUUUGAGGGUGGUACAGGCUGCCACCCCUGUCUGUGCAAUGAGACAGGCUCGUUGAGUCUACAGUGCAAUGAGACCGGACUGUGCCACUGUCAGGACACGGUGGGGGGAGGGAAGUGUGAUGUCUGUCUGCCGGGAUUCUUCAACUUCUCUUCACAAGGCUGCAGUCCCUGUGGCUGUGACGAAGCAGGGUCAGAGGUCAUCACCUGUGACCAGACGGACGGGUCAUGCACCUGCAAGGUCAACGUGGAGGGGGAGGGGUGCCGCACCUGCCGGGACACGACCUUUAACCUGGCCGGGUGGAACCCAGACGGGUGCCAGGAGUGCUUCUGUUUUAACCACACAGACAGGUGUCAGUCAGCCGUGGGGUUUGUGAUGCAGAACAUCACUGUGGAGGUCAAUAGGUGAGGAACCUU